GCUUGUUUGAUAUAUACUUAGUAACACACAAAUACAUUUUCCACGUACCUUUUUCGUAACAUAUAUUUUAUCUUCCGAAAGAAGAGGAUGUCGAACACGCAGCAGAUGUUCAAGUCGGGCAAAGCCCACGGCGAGGGCGCGGAGAAGGCGGGCCAGUGGAUGCAAUCCGCGAAGGACACCACCAAAUCCAUGGCCGACAGCGCACAGCAGAAUAAGGACCAGGCCGCGGAGAAGGCGGGCCAGUGGAUGCAAUCCGCGAAGGACACCACCAACUCCAUGGGCGACAGCGCGCAGCAGAACAAGGACCAGGCCGCGGGCUUCCUCCAGCAGACCGGGGAUCAAGUGAAGCAGAUGGCUCAGGGUGCUGCGAAUGCGGUGAAGAACGCGGUCGGAAUGGGGAACACCGACACUGCUGCAGGGAACACCACUACUUCCACCACCACCACUACCAGCAAGCAUUAGCUAGUUUCGGGGCGAACUUAAUUUCUUUAAAUUUGGCGCUACAUAUUAUGUGAAAUAAGCUAGGUGUGAUUCUAGCCGCUUGAAUCCCUCGUCUUGUUUUCUCUUCAUAUGGUUUCUUUUAAUUCUGUUUUUGCCUUGUAAGGAAUUAAUUCUUUGAUUAUUAUAUAAAAUAUUAAAUUUUUUUGGCCCCUA
Molecule: messenger RNA, 654 nt
Organism: Ananas comosus (pineapple)
Lineage: Eukaryota; Viridiplantae; Streptophyta; Magnoliopsida; Poales; Bromeliaceae
Product: late embryogenesis abundant protein 1
Exons: 4
Coding region: 88-462 (124 amino acids)
Source: RefSeq, a predicted model, not a curated record